AUGCAGUCGCCUCCGUCCGCAUCCAAUGACGACGCCCGCAGAGCAAGCCGCUCAAGGUUCACCUACCGGCAGCUCUCGCAGCUUGCUUCCUACAACACAUCCAAUCCGCUGCGGGUCGUUGCGCACAUCGACCUCGAUGCCUUCUACGCGCAAUGCGAGAUGAUACGCCUGGGCGUGCCGGAAGACAAGCCGCUCGCUGUCUUGCAAUGGGCUGGCCUCAUUGCCGUCAACUAUCCCGCCAGGAACAGCGGCAUUGGCCGUCACUGCAACAUCACGGAAGCAAAGAAGCUGUGCCCGGACCUAAUUGCGCAGCAUGUCGCCACAUGGAGAGAAGGAGACGACAAGUGGGCUUACCGAAGCGACGCGGCAGAGAACAUCGCCACCGACAAGGUCUCGCUCGACCCAUACCGCAUCGAGUCACGCAAGAUCUUGACGCUUAUUCGAGACUCUCUACCCUCCAAUCUUCAGAAAGUGGAAAAGGCUAGCGUCGACGAAGUGUUUCUGGACCUUUCGGCUCAUGUUCAUUCUAUAAUGCUGCAACGCUUCCCUGAACUUUCUGCGCCGGCGCCCUACGAUGAUCCCACCGAAAACCUACCUCUCCCGUCGAUUGUAGCGCUGGAUUGGAAGGCAGAUGCGCUUGUGGACUUGAGCGAAGACCAGGAAGCCCUGGAUCCAGACUGGGAUGACGUUGUCAUGCUGCUCGGUUCCGAGAUUGUUCGGGAUGUGCGAGCAGCUGUGAGAAGCAAGUUGGGUUACAAAUGCUCUGCUGGCAUUGCUCGAAACAAGCUGCUCAGCAAGCUCGGCUCCGGCUUCAAGAAGCCCAAUUGCCAGACCGUCAUCCGAAACCGGGCCGUGAACCUCUUUCUACGAGACUUCAAGUUUACCAAGAUUCGUAACUUGGGUGGCAAGCUGGGUGAUCAAGUCGUCGAGGCAUUCAGCACCGAUAGUGUCAAGGAAAUGCUCGAUGUGCCUCUGGAUGGACUCCAAAAGAAGCUGGGCGAAGAGACGGCUGUUUGGCUUCACAACACCAUCCGAGGCAUUGACUACAGCGAAGUAAAUCCCAGGACGCAAAUCAAGUCCAUGCUCUCCGCCAAGUCGUUUCGUCCGGCCAUCCACAAACCUGAACAGGGCACCAAGUGGUUGCUUAUUUUUGUUGGCGACAUAUACACGCGGCUGGUAGAAGAGGGUGUCUUGGAAAACAAGCGACGCCCGCGCACAAUCCAUCUGAGCGCCCGCCAUGGUGGCCAGACUCGAAGCAAACAGAUCCCUAUACCACAAGGAAAACCCAUAGACCAGGUCAUGCUCAUGGCACUGGCAAAUGACCUCUUUGCACAGAUCCUAGCCGAGGGACCCAUUUGGCCAUGCAAUAACUUGAGUCUAAGCGUCGGUGGCUUCGAAGAAGGUGUCAAGAACAACAUGGGAAUCGGCGGUUUUCUCCUAAAAGGGGAUGUGGCCAUCUCUUCUCGGGCGGCAACUGCUCACCAAGAGUCCCGGUCAGCAUCCCCUGAGCGUCCGACCAAGAAAACCAAGACCGAAAGUGGCAACAUCCAGCGAUUCUUUAGCAAACCUCCGGGAGGCGACCGCUCCGGCCCGCCUCUACGAGACAGCCUCCCGUUGCACAACAUAUCGGCGACAUCAACAAGAGACUGCAGUCCCGCGCCACCAGUGAAUGAGCCAGUUACUGAUAAGCCCUUUGGUUGUCCUCGUUGCGGUGAGUCGUUUGAUGAGCCUGAAAGCAUGCAGAGCCACCAGGAUUGGCACAUGGCCAAAGACUUGCAGGACGAAGAGAGGCACCUCUCGCGGCCACCAGCUCCAGUCUCCUCAUCUCGACAAGCGCCGAACAGACAACAAGCAGCAGCUGGCCAUGUUAGUAAGAAAGCUGGUCGUGGGAGUUUGGCAGCCGGCAAACUAGAGCAAGGUCAACGAAGGCUUAAUUUUGGCUGA
Molecule: messenger RNA, 1944 nt
Organism: [Torrubiella] hemipterigena
Lineage: Eukaryota; Fungi; Ascomycota; Sordariomycetes; Hypocreales; Clavicipitaceae
Source: the annotation of a GenBank genome assembly